This is a messenger RNA of Clarias gariepinus (North African catfish), 3612 nucleotides long. RefSeq names its product inactive serine/threonine-protein kinase TEX14-like. NCBI's taxonomy places the organism in Eukaryota, Metazoa, Chordata, Actinopteri, Siluriformes, Clariidae. The transcript has 27 exons. Gene Ontology annotation, cellular component: midbody; intercellular bridge; kinetochore. Gene Ontology annotation, molecular function: protein binding; ATP binding; protein kinase activity. The record is from RefSeq and is a predicted model, not a curated record. The coding region runs from base 1 to 3474 and encodes 1157 amino acids. Gene Ontology annotation, biological process: protein phosphorylation; mitotic sister chromatid separation; attachment of spindle microtubules to kinetochore.
AUGGCGGGCGUGUCCCCUGUGCCCUGUCCCGUGACCUUGGGCUCCGUCAGAACCGGAGGUGCGGCGUCUCGGCUCCACCGAUUCACCCGCGAGAAAAACCUGCACGAAGCAGAGAAACUCCUCAAGCAAGGUGUGGACGUGGACGGUGUAAAUGAUUUGGGCCAGACGUCCCUGUUCUGCGCGUCUCUGCUGGGCUUCACCGCUUCGGCCAAGCUGCUUCUCCUGUACGGAGCCGAUCCCAAUCACCGCUGUGAUGACUGGAGCACUCCGGUCCAUGCCGCGGUGUUCUCGUGUGACACACGGCUCCUGAGCGAGCUGCUGGAGGCAGGGGGAGAUCUGCGUCUUCACGACCAUCAGGGCAGGACGCCGAGAGACUGGGCUGAGAUCGGCGCUCAGCAGCACAGCUCUAAGAUGGUGGGUUUUAUUAAGAGCUGCACAUCUGCCAUGAGGAGUCUGUCUGUGUCGCAGUCGUCCACAGACAGACGCGGCUCUCCGACUUCCCCUAAGUCUUUCCUGCGCUCUCCAUCUCUCCUGGGCUUCUUCAGACCGGACUCUGAUGGGGGUUUGAAGAGCAAACUAACUACAAAGUCACCUUUAGCUGACACAGUCCAGUGUUUCGGCUUUGGAAAGCUGUGUGUGGAGAAGCCCGGCACGCCUGUAGGUGUGCUCUCCUCUGUGCCCUUAACAUCUGACCCUGAGCUGUAUCAGACUGAAGAAGAAGCUCUCCACUCCUUCUCCAGUGGAACCUUCAUCAGGAUGACCAACUGCUGCUGGAGAGGAGGAAUCCGUGUCACGGUGAGGGAGCUGCAGAUCGGCGACACGCACCAACACGCGGAGCGUCACGCCUACCUCGACCUCAUCACCACCGAGCUCGGCUUCUGCAGUCGGCUGUCCCACCCCCACCUCCUUCAGCUGAUGGCUGUCAGCAUCGCUAAUGACCUGAAACAAAACAAACUGGUGUAUGAGCGAGUGCAUGUGGGCUCUCUGUACAGCCUGCUUUACCACCGGCGAUUGGAGUUCCAUGUUCUACAGGUGGAGGAGAGGUUGUUGCUGAUCCUCCAGGUGUGUGAAGCUCUGUCCUACCUGCACAGCCAGUGUCUGGUGCUGCGCUCCCUGUCCUCUCACUCCGUCCUCCUCGUCCACCCCGGAGUUGCUAAGAUCACCGACCUCGGCUUCAUAGUACCCAGUGACUACAGUCCUUCCUCCGCUCCACCCGUCCCUGUGACGCUCUAUAACUGGGCGGCUCCUGAAGUGAUCAGGGGGAGAUCGUGCAAAGAAAAAGCUGAUCUCUACAGCACCUCUGCUCUUAUACAGGAGCUUUACACCGAUUCGGUUCCUUGGGGUUCUGUGGAUCCACGUGUGAUAAGGCACGCUGUAUGCGCAGGUGAGGCUCUAGCUGUCGACCCGGCAGUACCACAGCCAUAUCACGACCUGCUGAGGAUCGGACUGAAGCCUAGACCUCAGGACAGAACCUGCAGCCUCCUGGAACUGCGUCACACACUGCGCUCCGACCUCAGGGAGCUGAGGGAGAGAGAGAGGAGGAGGAGUGAGGUGCGCCCCCUACUGGCCAGGUCAAGCCCAGAUGACACAUUCCCAGACACGCCUUCUGAAAAGCUCCUCCAUAACAUGUGGCGCCUGUCGCCCCGCCCUCCUGAGAUGAAAGAGUGUCAUUUGGCGACCCAGUCUUCCGUCUGCGACUACAUCAGCUCCAUCGCCGUCAACCUGAAAGUGUGUCAGUAUCUGCUAAAGGAGGUGGAGAGCAGCUUAGAGCGCUCUCAGUCCAAAGUAAUGGUGCAGCAGGUUGACGAGCCAGACGGUCUGGUCGGGCUGCGAGACAGACAGGUGGUGAUGAAAGCAGUGGGACCUCCAUCUUCCACGUACAUCCCCCACAGGCUGAUGGACAAGAGUGUCACAGAGUUCUGCUCUGCAGAAGAGGAGAGCUUUGGAUGUUCUGAGGCUGAAAAAAACAUCUGUCAGAGAGACUGGAGAAUGAGAGAGGGACAUCAGAAGGCGGUCAGAUUUGUUGAGGAGUGUGACGGGAUGUCUCAGUCAUCAGUGAUGAGUUCAUCACAGGAGCUGACCUUAAACCACCGUGCUGAAGACAACUGGACCAGUGGGGUGAGUGUGGUGGUAGGCCGGGUGGCACAGGGUUUCCUGAGCUGUACAGCAGGGGCUCUGGGCAGUGACAGUGAGGAGGAGUGUCGCCCCCUGUUGGACACACAAAAAGACACACGUCUGGAGCAGCUGUUUAAGAGGUUUGCAGGUGUGCACAGUGAUAGUGAAGAGAGCACAGACUUCCACACCAUCAACCACACCUUCACUUCGCCCACAGCAGUCUCGGAGCUCAACGGUCAACACGCGGAGGAGGAGGGAGAAGAUAGUGCAGACUCACACUACACUCAGUCUCCAGGGGAACCUUCCAGCAUCUUCUACUCUCCCAAACUCAACCUGUACAACACUAAAAACGCUAAAGAGGAGCUAGCACAGAUGUCAAGUUCAGAGGAUGAUCCAGACGUGACGAUGGAGGUGUGUUGCCCCUGCACGCCCAUGGAGACCACAUUCAGAGAGUUCUGGUCUUCACCAGACGAACCUGAACUCACUGGAGCAGAAUCAGUGCCUCUGUCUGUGCACACCAACAGGAGCAGUCAUGGGGCAGAUAUAGCCGAUCUCUCCAGCAUUGGCUGUACACCUGCACACCUCCAGGAGUGGGUGGUGCAAAAUGGAGCUUCGCUCACUGCAUGCAGCACACGUAUCCCACCAUGCAACAGCACCCCACGUAACCCACAUGUACACACAGGACAAGGCUGUAGCGCCUCCUGCAGGAAGGUGUGUGUUCCCCCACACGUUCCUCCCCCGCAGUCUCCGUGGCCCAGCACAGAGUCUCUGUCCCACAGUGAGACCCACAACACACCCAGACUGCAGCGCACCGAGACGGUCAGCGCGCUCCACCAACACACAGACCAGCAGACUCACGCUCAGGGGGAUUCUGACACGCCUGGCUCUGGCAACCCAGAGUACACUACCACCAUCACAGAGUCCAGGCAGUGUGAGGGGAAGAAGAAGAGCCAGGACCACAGUCACACACCAGUUACAGUGUUACAGUGUGACACAAGAAGAGAGCGAUGUUCCUGCGAGACUGCCUGGUCUACUAAAAGAGCACACUCCACCCUGGAUGAGGUUCUGCAGGACUUUCAGGAGAACCCUGAGGCACAGAGAACCGUGACAGAAGCCUCAGCAAUUACAGAUGUGAGCGCAGGGUCGGAGGAGGGAGCGGAGCGAAAGUUUGGACAGAGUGAGAGUGCGGAGCGAGGGAUCCGGGAUCAGCUAGAGAGAAAGGAGGAGGUGAUGGAGGAGAGAAGAUGUUCUGGAGGAGACACUAUGUUCCUCUGGUCCACACCAAAGGAACAAACAUCCACCUCAGAUGUCAGGAACAGACCUGAGGGAGAUGUGGCACAUCACACUACCUGUGACUAACUGCAAAGCUUUAUCAUGUGAUAACAACAGUCCUCUGUUUUGCUGUAACUGUUCACCUGCAUCAGUCACCUCACCUGUCUCAGUGUCGACCUGUGAGAAAAGGAAUUAUGGGACCGGGGACUCUCUCUCUCUCUCUCU